GAUCUCCUUUUUGGUUUUCGUAGGAGUUUCAAGCAUUUCCAGGGGUAGUUUCAUGACCCUGGUGGUAGUGUGACCCUUUCUCUGUACCAUGAACCUAGAGAAACGCUCAUGAGAAUCCGAUUGAUCUCCUUUUUGGUUUUCGUAGGAGUUUCAAGCAUUUCCAGGGGUAGUUUCAUGACCCUGGUGGUAGUGUGACCCUUUCUCUGUACCAUGAACCUAGAGAAACACUCAUGAGAAUCCGAUUGAUCUCCUUUUUGGUUUUCGUAGGAGUUUCAAGCAUUUCCAGGGGUAGUUUUAUGACCCUGGUGGUAGUGUGACCCUCCUUCUGUACCAUGAACCUAAAGAAACACUAAUGAGAAUCCGAUUGAUUUCCUGGUUGGCUUUCCUAGGAGUUUUGGGCAUUUCCAGGAGUAGUUUUAUGACCAUGGUGGUAGUGUGACCUUUCUUCUGUACCAUAACACACAGGCUCACACACACACUCGACACAUGACACACAGACUGCAAAAAAGGACGAAGAAUCACCUUCAACCAUGACAGACUGGAAGAAAUCAUUUAUCGAAGCAGAACAGGAGAAAACAGAAGGAGGAGGAGGAGCUGGUGGUGGUGGCAGUGGUGAUGGUGGUGUAAGGAGAUCCGAACCUAUGAAAAGAAGGGUUGGAUUGUACGUUACCGUGUGCCUCUUCGUAUGUGGUGUUCUGCUCAUGCUGGUGACCCUCUUUGGUGGUGUUGUAUUGAACGUGGGGUGGAUGCUGGUGGUUGCUGGCGGCUGCGUGGGUAUCGAAGUGGUGGUCGCUGGCGGAGUGGUCACCUGCCUUGGACGUGGCUUACCCAACACGGCGCUAGCCCAAGGAUACCUCGUACUGGGCCUCCUAUCCGCCGUGUCCCUAGUGCUACAAAUCAUCCUACUGGCCCUUCUCGUAACCCUGGGACACCACACGCCUGACAGCCACACCAGAGCGGGUAUCGAAGCCUGGGUCCAGUUCGUCGGCGGUGCACAGGGAGCCAUGGCCGUGCUAGUGGGUGGGGUCUUAGCGGGUACAAUCCUAGUGACGUCCUGUUGCUGUAAGUCGCCUAAGGACAAUGUGGUCGGCGUGUACCAUCCGCGGUGACACAUAGGAAGCCCCUUGGCAUCUUCAGGAGCUGGGUCGGUUACGGUGUUGUCAGUGCCUACGUUUUGUGACUUGGAGAAGAGGGUGAAGGAAGAGGAGGAGGAGGAGGAGGAGGAGGUGGAAGAGGAGGAGGUGAGAUGAUUGUAUGUGUGUUGGUGUGUGUGUGUGUGU
Molecule: messenger RNA, 1280 nt
Organism: Eriocheir sinensis (Chinese mitten crab)
Lineage: Eukaryota; Metazoa; Arthropoda; Malacostraca; Decapoda; Varunidae
Exons: 3
Coding region: 531-1109 (192 amino acids)
Source: RefSeq, a predicted model, not a curated record